Drosophila bipectinata is the source of this 2736-nucleotide messenger RNA. Its product is annotated as importin-4-like. The record is from RefSeq and is a predicted model, not a curated record. Gene Ontology annotation, molecular function: nuclear import signal receptor activity. Gene Ontology annotation, biological process: protein import into nucleus. Gene Ontology annotation, cellular component: cytoplasm; nucleus. NCBI's taxonomy places the organism in Eukaryota, Metazoa, Arthropoda, Insecta, Diptera, Drosophilidae.
AUGGAAGCGGAUUUAGUGAAUAUAAUAAAUGGACUUUUGAGCUCCGCGACCAAUAAUAUUCGAACGGCUACUGCAGCCUUGGCGCAGGCCAUGGAGAAUCCCGAGGUGAUGCUGGGCUUCUGCAACAUCGUGGUCUCCCCCAUGCUGACUGACAUCCGCCAGUACGCUGCGGUGAUCCUCAACAAGCGACUGUCGAAGCCGCGACAUUGGCAGCUCCUGGGCCAGGAUAUGCAGGGCCAGAUCAAGCACAUGAUGCUGAAAGCUCUAAUCGCCGAGGAGGAGAAGAUUGUGAGGAGUGGCAUCGGCCAGGUAGUGGGCACUCUGGUACGCCACGAGGCGGACAAGACCGACUCUUGGGUGUCGGAACUGUUUGACUUUGUUUUGCAAAAGUGCACAGUACAGGAUCCAAGAGAGAGCGAGCUCGGAUCGUCAAUAUUAUGCACCCUCGCCGACACGGCACCCGACCAGUUCAUCCACUUAGUGGAUAAGGUAUGCCACAUGUUUUCCAAGGUCAUGGUUGAGGCGACAAAUCAGGGAAACCUCGUCACUACAACGGUUACUAAUCUCAUAAGCUGUAUGACCCAUCUGAUGCAUAUUAUUAAGGGGAACGAAGAUGCGGAGAAGACCCUGGCCGCACUGAUGCCCCACAUCUACAACACCGUGAUAGCUUACGCCUGGUCGCAUGACUUAUCAGAAUUCCUGGCAGUAUCACAGAUCCUAGAGAGCGUCUCGGACCACAUCCCCAGGCUGUUAAACGAUGUGAAGCCCGCUUUGGAGUGCUGCCUGAUAGUGGCCAGCAGCAAAGAUUUGGAGGAUGCCAUCCGCUGCGAGGCAAUUACCUGUGUCCUGGGCAUAGUACUAAUUAAAAAGGAGACGGUGAUUAAAGAGGAGCUACUAGAGCCAGUCCUUAACAUUACGUUGGAGGUGAUGUGCUGCUCCACGAGCGACGACGACGAGGUCUACUUCGACCGAAUGUUCUACGCCCUGGACACCUUUAUCAGACACCUGAAGGACGAGGUGAAGCCGCACUUGGUUCUCCUGAUGGAGCGUCUCUCCAACGCCUUGGUAGGCCAAACCACUCCCCGGCUCUGUAAACUGGCCUUGUCCACCAUAGCGUCAGUGGCUGCUGCUGCCAAAAUGGACUUUUUGCCAUAUUUCCCAAUGGUGCACAACGUCAUUUCACGGUACAUAGUUUUGGAAAUACCAGAGAACUAUCGACAGAUCCGGCUCGAGUCCAUGAAACUCCUGGCGGUCAUUGCCCGCGUCGUCGGGAGGGAGAACUUCCUGCCGCUGGCUAAGGAAACUAUGCUAUUCUGUCUGUCGAUUUUGGAGCACAAGGCCGAUGACAAGGAUCUGCGCAGGCACGCGUACAUCCUAAUGGGAGCCCUCUCAACCGUGGCCAACGAGGAAAUGGGUGCUGUUUUCCCCAAGAUCAUGAACCGCAUUUUGGAAUCGGUCCACCCGAGGACCAAGGACGAUGAAGAGAUGCGGGAGAGUUCCGAACUCAACGAAUCGCAGACGGAGGACGAUGACCUCUUCGAGAAGGAGCAGGCCAUUGUGGCGCUGAGGGAGUUCGCUGCCAACUCCGGCGCUGCUUUCGCUCCGUAUCUUCAGCCGUCGUUCGACUGCGUCCUCAAGGUAGUCGACAGCCCCUACGUCUCCAUUCGCAAGGCCGCGUUGGAGGCUCUGACCCAGUUCGUUAUCGCUCUCUACAGGAUCGGGGAUGCAGAGGGAGUUGCUCGCGCCAGCCUGGUGGUCGUACCCAUGUUGGCCCAAGUCGCUCGCGACGACCAGGAGCAGUCGGUAAUAAUUGCCGCACUGGCAACACUCGGAGAACUGUUUCAGGAAGUAAAAGGUGGCGUGGUGCCCACAAUCGAGUUGCGAGGGAUUAUCUGUGAACUCAUCAAGGACUUGAUGACCAACAAGGCAGCUUGCCCAGACGGUGAUGGGAAUGGCGACGACGACAACGACGAGGUGGAAGGCGAGAACGUGGUCAUGGAGCAUGCGGCCCGAUUGCUGCCGCUCUUGGGCCUUGCCUUGGAGCCCAAGGAGUUCUCCGUGUACUUCGCACAACUGCAUCUUCAGUAUGUGGAGCACAUCCCGAGAGAUCCCAGUGCCACUGACUACUGCUACAUCAUUUACGGUGCCUUGACCGACUGCCUUCAGAGCCUGGGCACCUGGAUCGUCGAAUACUUCGACCACCUAUGCUUCUUGUUCAUCCAGGGAACAGCUCAUCCGGAAGGGAACACCCGCAAAAAGGCAUACUACGGCCUGGGAGAGCUGGUCUUGCAUUCAGAAAGAAGGUCUUUCGCUUCGUAUCCGAUUAUCCUGCAAGCCCUCUCGAAUGCCAUUGCCACGGAGAGGGACCCCGCUGCCCUGGACCACAUUAUAGCAGCUCUCGCCCGGCUAUUGGUCACCCACAUGGAAGGUGUGCCCCUAGUUGAUGUCCUCCCAGCGUUCAUGUCCUACUUGCCGCUACGCGUGGAGACGCGCGAGUACCUCUCGGUCCAAAAGGCGUUCCGGGUACUCUUCGUCAAGGCACGACCUGCCGUUGAGCCGUAUCUGGAGCAGAUGCUAGUAAUCACCGUUCAAAUGGUCCUCAGGAAAGAACUACCCGACUCCCAGUCUACCGAAGAUAGCGUCAACUUCAUCAGGGAAAUUGUACAUCAUUAUCCACCGUUUUUUCAAAAGCUGUCUAGUUUCGAAGAGUGUGCGAAUCUCAUGCCCUUGUUGUAA